AUGAACAACAUAAUUUAUUAAUUCCUGAAUUUUGUAUAUCAUGUGUUUCAAGAAUUGUUUAGCAGAACAGAACUAUCACCUCUUUUGUGGGCGAUACUUUUUUAUUCUGUAUUUUUUUUUUUAAGAGGAUGUAACAAAAUAUGUCACAAUUUUUGCCAUUUUGACACAGGAAAAUUACAAAAUUAAUGAAAAAUUAUAAGUUUGAUUUAUUAACAAUUGAGUCUAUUUUGUUUACAACGCAAUUAAGUUAUGUGUGAACUUCCAUCGUAUAAGCCUGAAGGUUUAACAAUGAAUUCCACUCCGGUUGCCCUGAAUAAGGCUGCGAUGCGAAAGUAUGAGGACCUUGAGGUCCCAUGCGAUUCUAUACUUGCCAGUUAUGUGUGGGUGGAUGGAAGCGGGAUCAACUUGCGUUCGAAAGAUAGGACUUUCGAUUUCGUGCCGAAGAGCCACAAAGACUUGCCGAUUUGGUACUUUGACGGCAGCAACACAUCGCAAGCUAAUGCCGACAAUUCCGACACGUUUAUCUUCCCGCAAGUGAUUUACCACGAUCCGUUUAGACGCGGCAGCCACAUACUGGUGCUCGCUGAUACGUACCAGCACAACUACCAGCCCACGGCAAGCAAUUAUCGAAAGAACUGCGUAAUGUUAUGUGAAAAAGGCGAAGUUGAAGACCCUUGGUUCGGUUUUAAUCAAGAGUUUUUUCUCACAACGACUGAUGGGCGGCCGUUGGGGUGGCCGGCUGGCGGGUUCCCGGCCCCACCUGGCCCAUACUACUGCGCUAUCGGGGCCAACAAAAUAGUCGCAAGGGACCUCAUGGAGGCGUUUUACAGAUGCUGCCUCUUUGCUGGAAUCCAAUUGAAUGGUAUAAAUCCUGGAACUACUCCGUCUCAAUGGAAUUUCCAGGUUGGACCAAGCCCGGGCCUAAGGGCUGCCGACGACCUAUGGAUGGCUCGGUAUAUUUUGGCUCGUUUGGCUGAAGAGUACGGGACAGUAGCUACGUUUGAGCCCCAGCCGGUACCGGAUUGGCCCGGAAACGGGACAUUUGUCUAUUUCUCAUCUAAAGAUAUGAGGGAAGAUGACGGUAUAAUAGUGAUCGAGCGUGCGAUAGAUAAGCUGGCUCGCCGUCACGGAGCACACAUCAACGAGUAUGACGCUAACAACGGGGCGGACAACGCUCGACGGCUCACGGGCAAGAAUGGGAUGCCGCACAUACGAGACUUUACUGCAGGUGUGGCGAAUCGCAGCUGUAGUGUCCGCAUACCGCGUCAGGUGUCGGAAGACAAGCGAGGAUAUCUGGAAGACAGACGACCGGCCGCCAACGCUGAUCCGUACCGGGUCAUAUGCAUCUUGCUCAGAACCUGCAUAUUUGAUGAAUAGUCUACAUUACUUUUAAGUGUUUUUGAUGAAAAUAAAUUUGUUUACAUUGUC
Molecule: messenger RNA, 1428 nt
Organism: Manduca sexta (tobacco hornworm)
Lineage: Eukaryota; Metazoa; Arthropoda; Insecta; Lepidoptera; Sphingidae
Product: glutamine synthetase 2 cytoplasmic
Exons: 9
Coding region: 250-1377 (375 amino acids)
Cellular component (GO): cytoplasm
Molecular function (GO): glutamine synthetase activity
Source: RefSeq, a predicted model, not a curated record